AUGCGUUGUGUGUCGUCUUCUCGGACGAGAGCUUCAUUCAUGUGCUUCAAGUAGUUGCCAUUGUAUUUGCCAGAGCAGACUUCUCGUCGAAAAGACAGCGAACUGGUUGGUCUUUCGGGAAAAAUUUCCUCGCUAAGGGGUUAAUCCCUUUUUGGAGUGUAUCUCCACAAAUUUUGACGCACUGUACUUGUGGGAAGAAGAAAUACUCGUUGCAAGUUUCCUAUUUCGUCAAUUCGCUUCCGACGUCGCCAUGAUGGUCUGUCGAAUUGGCGUUAGUAAUUAGUUCCUUUUUGUCGUUGUAAGUCGGUUUAUUCAAUUCGUAUUUGCUUCUAAGAGAUAUAUGAACAUCUUUGAACAAAAUAUGUGAACCGUAUUUCCCGAAUGUCCAGUUUUCUUUCGAGAAUUUUGUGAACAUGUCUUUGCAUUUGGUUGUUCUCGUCAUCAACCUCAGUGCCCGAUGCCUUGAUUUUAUGUUGAAAGCGCUUUAAGGAUGUGUUAUGAGUAAUUUACAAGAAAGUGAAGGUAAAGAAAUGACUGCGGAGAUUUCUAAGUCGGGUAUUACUGAGGAAGAAAGUGAACUAAAGGAAAAUGUAAACUCUAAACCAAAUUUGGAUUCUGUGGAAAGCAGUUCAAAUCACUUAUUACCCGACGACAAGACGGUAGAAGAGGUCAAAGAGAGAGCAACUGUUCUAAACGAAAGUAUUGAGGCUGAAGAAAAAGCCGUAGCGUCUAGUCCUGAUGGUAGGUUUCUUGAAUUUGAUGUAGAAGUUGGUCGUGGUUCGUUUAAAACCGUCUUCAAAGGCUUGGACACAGAAACUGGCGUUGCUGUGGCUUGGUGUGAAUUACAGGAUAAAUAUUCAAAGUCUGAACGCUCUCGUUUCAAAGAGGAAGCUGUCAUGUUGAAACAGCUUACGCACCCAAAUAUUGUUAAAUUUCACGAGUUCUUUGAGCGGCCCAAAGCAGGACAAAAAGACAAAAAGCAGCUCAUUCUCGUUACAGAACUAAUGACUUCGGGAACACUAAAAACGUAUUUGAAAAGAUUCAAAGGCGUUCGUGAGAAAGUGUUAAAAAGUUGGUGUCGUCAAAUACUUGAAGGUCUUUAUUUUCUACACACACGUACCCCUCCCAUCAUUCAUCGCGAUCUGAAGUGUGACAACAUCUUUGUUAAUGGUUCUACCGGUUUGAUCAAGAUCGGAGAUCUUGGGCUAGCCACAUUAAAAAAGCACUCGUUUGCAAAAAGCGUCAUAGGCACACCAGAAUUUAUGGCUCCAGAAAUGUACGAGGAACGCUAUGAUGAGUCGGUUGACGUCUAUGCUUUUGGAAUGUGUAUGCUUGAAAUGGUGACAUUAGAAUAUCCUUAUAUGGAAUGUCAAAAUCCUGCACAGAUUUAUAAACGUGUGACGCAGGGUAUUCCCCCUGACUGCCUUGCUAGGGUAGAAAAUUCUGACAUCUAUGACAUUAUACUUGGAUGUACAAAAUACAAAACAGAAGAGAGAUAUACAAUUCCGUACCUGUUGAAUUGUCCUUUCUUCAAAGUCGACGCUGGUAUUAAAGUGGACCUCGUACGUCAAUCCGAAGUUGAUCCUGAUAACAUGGAUCUAGUAAAGUUACAGCUACGUUUGGGCAAUCCAAAAUUGCGGAAAGAUAAACAUAAGGAUAACGAAGCCAUCCAAUUCGAUUUUGAUUUAGUAAAUGACAAUCCCGAAAAGAUAUCUAAGGAACUGGUUUCCUCAGGUUUCAUCGACGCAAGCAACAUGCAACGAGUGGCGAAGACGAUCAAAGAAUGCGUCGCUAUCGUCAAGAAAAAUCGCGAGAAAGGUGUUGUAGAGGAGAAGGAGAAUGAAGUGACCGAUCGAAACAAUCACACCCAUUCUAACUCUGAGAGCGGGGCCAGCAGUUCGAAUAAUGAUGAAAAGACCGAGGAGAGUAGUGAGACGUCAUCAGUUCAUCAAGCGCGCUCGACUACUAAUGGUCAAAUGCACAAAUCUCAAGCAAAUAAUCCAUCGUCAAGUAAUCACGUUAACAACACUGUACAGCAACAGUCACAACAUGGAAUACAACAAAAACAAUUACAAUCGCAAAGAAAUAACAGCAAAACGGUCGAGGAAAGAUCAAGAGAGAAUCUCACGACAUCAAAUGAAGAGAUGAAUUCUCAAAUAGCAACUAAAAUCACUACAAAUUCGGCAGCUGCGAGCAAGGACUCGGAAUUUCCAACAUGUCUGCAGUCAGUUCGAUUGCCUCGGAAGAUAAUGGUGGAUCACAGCGUCUAUAAUGAUGUAGUGUUGCGUUUUGAUAUCAAGGAACCUCUUCAAGUGCCAGCUACUGCUGGUGAUGUCAAACUUGGACCUUUAUCCCCCGAUGUCGACAAGAAUGUAGUGUUGCAAAAUACCGACUCUUCCUCAACUAUCAGUGAAAAAAGUUCAAACGAGACAGUUAGCAUGAACACUGGCAGCAAUAACUCAUCAAUAACAUCGUUACCUGGAUCACAAACCGGUAGUCAAACUUCAACAGUUCAAGCAACAUUAUCGUCAGGACAACAAGCAACUCCUGCUUCCACUCAAUCAACGGCAAAAACGAAGAAGAAAGAACGAACGUUCAAGUUGACUUUAUUGUCCGUAAAUGAAGAUGUUAUCGAAUGUUCGUUUGAUACGUACAAGAACUAUAGGAUCAAUUUUAAAUUUGACAUAAAUGAAGACGAGUCGAUAGAUAUAUCAAAGAGUAUGAUUAAUUCAGGUCACUUACGAGAAGCAAAUAAGGCGUUGUUUGUGGAAAGAUUAAGAAGAAUAUUAAGUGACGCUCGCAGUAAGAAAGAUGCCGAGAACGGAACAGGACGAUAUGAUCAUCAGACAUCGGCAGACAGCAAUCCUGGUUCAGCUCAUACCCUAACAACACCAACAGAAAGAAACGAACCUUUCACGUUUCCAGUGACUGCGAAAUCAGAGCAGUCUUCUCAGGGCAAUGAGUCUUCUUCUCAAGCAAAUAACGGUCAGAUAACGAACUCAAGCAGAGACGUUGAGCCUGCAAAACAAACACCUGCAACACCUUCUGCUUCUAGUAAUACCCAAGUAUUGACUGGUGGUGGUGUAACAACCAACUCACAGCCAACUCAACCUGAAGCAACAAUUAACUCGCCAUCUACUGUAACAACCAACUCAAAACCUGCUGUAACAGCCAACUCAAAACCUGCUGUAACAACCAACUCACAACCAACCCAACUUGAAGCAACAACAUCCUCAAAACCAACUCAACCUGCUGUAACAGCCAACUCUCAGCUAACCCAACCUGUUGCAACAACCAACUCACCAUCUGUUACCACAGCCAACUCAAAACCUGUUACAACAGCCAACCCACAAUAUGUUGGAAUAGCCAACUCACAACCAGCCCAACCUGUUGCAACAACCAACUCAAAACCCGCCCAACCUGUUGCGACAACCAAUUCACCAUCAAACCAAACUGUUGCAACAACCAACUCAAAACCAGCCCAACUUGUUGCAACAACCAACUCAAAACCAGCCCAACCUGUUGCAACAACCAAUUCACCAUCAAAUCAACCUGUUGCAACAACCAACUCAAAACCAGCCCAACCUGUUGCAACAGUCAAGUCUCAAUCUGCUGAAACAGCCAAUUCACAACCAAGCCAGCCUGUUGCAACACCAAUUUUACAACCAGCUCAACUUGUUACAACACCCAAUCCACUAUCAACCCAACCUACUGCAACAACCAACCCCCCAACCAACCCAAUCUAACGCUCGUCGGAUUCUCAAAGAGAAAGAAUGAAUGAUACGCCAUAUGAAGUACGUACGAUCAAGGCGAAGAAUAAGAAGUUUCAGGUACAGGUUGUUGCAGAGUCUCCGCCUAGUGUCGUGAACUCUGACGAUACUAGUACAACUGGUUUCCAGUCUUCUUUAGGAAGGGAAAAUGUUGCUACGGCAACCGAUUGUAACGCGCAAUCAAGUUCUGAGCAAAUUGCUAAGACAAACGCAGAAGCGACUUCAACGCAAUCCACUGUAACACAGCAAUCAUUGUUGUCUGAAUCUGCAAGUCCUAAGAAUGUGCUACGUCACUUUGCUAAUGAUGACGUUAUAAAAAUAGAAACUAAUAGUUCUAGCAACGCCACAUCAGAAGGAACGUCAACACCGUCAGAGAUCUUAACAAUGUCUUCAAAUGCUCCGGACGACAUUGUUCACGUGCAAUCCUCGUGCAAUCAUCCACCCAUCCAUAUUCCUAUUUUACCAUCAGAUGCGACAAAGCAUGCCGAUAACAGCUCGGUCAAUUUCGAGAAAUCUCAAUGCUCUACGGAUGAUUGCUCAAGGAAUGAGGAUAUCACAGUGCAAGUAGCCUCUUCAAUACAGACUCAAACGAGUUUUGACAAAAUAGUCAUUUCAAACGAGAUAAAGGCUAUGAACACGAUAUCCGAACCAAAGACUUUACAAAAAAGUUCUUCUGAUGAACAAAGGCUUCUUGAUGACAGCGAUGGUUCUGUGUCAGGUUGUGAUAAACAUUUUAGUAGACAAUCGUCAGAUAGUUUUUCUGCCCAUGAUGGGGAAGUGCAAAAUACAGAAAAACAAUCGAUGACAGUUGAGCAAAAAAAAUACAUCGAAAAUUGGGUAUAUCAGGAUGGAAGAGUGGAAAGCCGGUACUCUGAAGAAGGAAAUUUGUCUAAUGUGUUACUUUCUCGUGAAGAAAGUGCUGAAUUAAAGCGUUUGCAUGAAAAGCAGCUUAAAGAAAAAAUGGAUAUGCAGAAGAGACAGACGAGAGAACUUGAAGAUUUUUAUAAAAAACUGGAACAGAAGAAGACGAACGAAAAAACCAAAGAAACGAAACGAAAUGCAAGCGUAGCAAUCACAAAGAACCCGACAACGACUGCCUCCACACAAACACCAAUAGAGUUAAAGAAAUCGUCAAAUGGUAAUAACCUUAAACCUAACACGUUAUCAAACGUGAAGAAACAAAUCAACUCGGAUGAAAAUCUAACCAAACUGCAGCAAAGAAGCAUGCAGCAAUUUGAAUACGAUGUUACAAAAAAGAAAAGUGGCGGUACAUCCACAAUUGCUUGUACUACCAGUGGAUGGGCUACAAGUAAACACACCUUUAGUCAAUUAACCACUCAUGGAGUAAUACAGUCACGUGCAGCUAUUCAUACAAUGCCAACAACGAGUGGUACCACUGGGGGGUAUAUAGGUACCAGUGGGGGGUAUAUAGCUCACACCUCUUCAAUAGACUUUGUCAACGCACCAAAUUCAGUUGCAAUGAAUGCUUCGCAUCCUCCUAAUCAGAUGUACCCACAGUGGCGUCCAGAAAAUACUGGUUUAAAUUGGAGUAAUGGUACCACCGUCUCUCAAUGGCAUACAAAUAUGGAUGUAGGGAAUGGUACGCGCAUGCCUACUGGUCACAUGAGUGAUGUUAACUCAUGGCAGGCUAAAGGUCAUUACAAUUCUGUUGCUACGCAACCGCAGCAACAAGCGAACUCUGGUCGAGUAGAUGGUCAAAGAGACAAUUCUAAACAUGUUGUAUUACCAAGUAGGUAGCACGAUUUGUAUUGUGCUGGAUAGCUCAUGCGUUUUAUUUACAUUCGUUUGGGGUGAUUAUGUAUCAUUGUUUGUUCAAUCACCCGAAGCCACCUGGUUGUCCUUUUGCGUGUUGCCCACGUUACUGUCACGCGUGGUUUCCUUAUAGACAUGAAUAAUAAUGAAUAAGAAAUAUUGAAGCAACAAUUUGCUUUGAAAUAAUUUAGAUGUACAGUUUGUAUGUAAGAGAUCUUUUUGUAACCAUAAUUCUUGGCGUUGUGGUGUGAAAGAAAGUCGUGUUUUAUGAGCAGUUUUGAUUGUGAAAUUGCUUGAUUUGUGUGAACUUAUCGAGAAAGUCAUCAACGUGUAAAGUAAUUAUUUGGUUAUUUUUGGUAGAUUAACACUUUUGCUAUGGAUGAAUUGAAAAAGUAUUUUAUGCGCAAAUAGUUUAGCAUUGAGGUAUUCAUAGUAUCACAUGACAGCCAUUUAUUGUACGACAAAAUACUAUUUUACGUUUAUGUUGUCAACUUGUUUGAUAUUUGAUUUCUGCUUUACUUAAAUACGUCAUAAGAAAUACGUCUGAGGUGAACUUUCACCUCUACCUUUUUCCAAUCGGAAUAAUUUGUCUCGAAUGAACUCCCCCCUGACUUUAUCCUAUCUAAAUAAUUUGUUUGGUGUGAACCCCCCCCCCUCCCAUACCUUAAACGAAAUCAUCAAAGAAGUUGACAACGUAUUUAAGAAAUUUUUUCGCUUGCGACUCUGUGGAGAAUUCUGGUGAUUAAUAAAAUACACGAAAUUAUUGUUUCAA
Messenger RNA from Xenia sp. Carnegie-2017, 6315 nucleotides. Its product is annotated as serine/threonine-protein kinase WNK3-like. Gene Ontology annotation, cellular component: cytoplasm. NCBI's taxonomy places the organism in Eukaryota, Metazoa, Cnidaria, Anthozoa, Malacalcyonacea, Xeniidae. Gene Ontology annotation, molecular function: potassium channel inhibitor activity; protein serine/threonine kinase activity; chloride channel inhibitor activity. Gene Ontology annotation, biological process: monoatomic ion homeostasis; intracellular signal transduction; positive regulation of potassium ion import across plasma membrane. The record is from RefSeq and is a predicted model, not a curated record.